Molecule: messenger RNA, 893 nt
Organism: Owenia fusiformis
Lineage: Eukaryota; Metazoa; Annelida; Polychaeta; Sabellida; Oweniidae
Source: the annotation of a GenBank genome assembly
UUAAAAUUUAGAAAAAACAAAGUUAAUUAUUUCUUUGUUUUUGAGAUAUUUGGGGCCAUUCAAGUAAAGAUAUGACCUCACUAUGUAGACAGAAUUUCCACCAGGACUGUGAAGCAGCAAUCAACAAGCAGAUCAACUUAGAAUUAUAUGCUAGUUACGUCUACCAAUGUAUGGCAUUCUAUUUUGAUAGAGAUGAUGUUUCUCUUCCUGGCUGUCACAAAUAUUUCAAGAAAAAUUCUGAUGAAGAGCGAGAGCAUGCAGAAAAGCUGAUGGAAUACCAGAACAAAAGAGGGGGUCGUAUUGUAUUUCAAGAUGUACAAAAACCUGUGAAAGAUGAAUGGGGUACUGGGCUCGAUGCCCUCCAGGCAGCGCUUGAGCUUGAAAAGAACGUCAAUCAAUCAUUACUUGAACUUCAUGCAUUGGCUGAUAGUGUACAUGAUGAACAUUUGGGCGAUUUCAUUGAAGAUGUCUAUCUCGGGGAGCAAGUGGAGUCCAUUAAGGAAUUAUCCGAUUACAUUACACAACUGAAAAAAGCGGGACCAGGAAUUGGCGAAUACCUAUUCGACAAAGAUCUUCAAUAAACAGAAGGGAAUGAUUAACAAAUAUUUGCAUUAGGCUAUGGAAUAACAAACUAAAUUAAAAUCAUUUUUUCUGAUAAUUGUGCCAUAUUUCGGAAGAAGACGAUCUAGAGAAAUACAAAAAUUUAAAACAUGUGUUCAGAUUAACUGCUUGAGAACUUGAGAUAUGUCAUCCAGAUUUUGCAAACUCUCAAUUUUCUCAAAAGAUCACGGGGUCUUAUUUACACAUCAAGAGUUUUUAAAACUAAAUUGUUAUGGUAUAAGGGGCCAGGUCAAUAUUUCAAUGUCCGGCAAAAAGGGGAGGGGUUAAAACCU